Messenger RNA from Neohortaea acidophila, 498 nucleotides. Its product is annotated as membrane-associating domain-containing protein. Bases 1 to 498 code for a protein of 165 amino acids. Lineage: Eukaryota; Fungi; Ascomycota; Dothideomycetes; Mycosphaerellales; Teratosphaeriaceae. Gene Ontology annotation, cellular component: membrane. The transcript has 3 exons. The record is from RefSeq and is a predicted model, not a curated record.
AUGUCCGCCCUGGAAUCGCGCGGCGUCGUGCUCGGCCUGCGCAUCGCGCAAAUCCUCUUCGCCAUCAUCGUCCUCGGCCUCGCAGCAUACGUCGUCUCCUGGUGGCGCCACUACUGGCACGCCUCGAGCCCCAGCUCGCUCAACUUCCUUAUCUUCGAUGCCGUCUGGACGCUGCUGGCCGCUGCCUACCUCAUCGUCGUGCCCUGGCACUUCUCCGAGACGCGCGCGCACCACAAGUUUGCCAUCCUGGGGGUGGAAGCGGUGACGAUGCUGUUUUGGUUUGCGGGGUUUAUUGCUGCGGCUGUGUUUCUUAGUGGCAGGGGGUGUGCUGGGGGCGUGUGUCGGGCGGCGGAGGCGGCGGUGGUUUUUGCUGCGUUUGAGUGGGUUCUGUUCACGAUCACGACUGCUAUGGCUACAAUGUUUGUGCUGCGGGGACGGGGGCAGAGUCGUGGGCAUACCAAGGCGGAUCCCAACGUUGCCGUUCACGAGGGUGUUUGA